UCUAGUCCCGGCUGAAGGGGGCAGUGGGUCAGAGCGGGGCCGGCCCGACUAGCGAGGAGAACCCCUCCCCCCCUUUGGGAGGUGGUUGCGCCCCCGUUCGCUCAAGGUGCAUUGGCGCCGGGAUGUACCAUUGCCAUGAGAGAGACCAGCAUUGGCCGAGAGGUCAGCACUGCAAAGGAGCCAGGAACCAAUACAAUGACUACUUUAGAUGAUAAACUGCUUGGUGAGAAGCUCCAGUACUACUACAGCAGCAGUGAAGAUGAAGACAGUGAGAAAGAAGAUAAAGCCGGAGAGAGCACCAUUCCUGAGGCGGUUGAUGGGGAGGUGGAGCUGAGUAGCGAUGGCACUGCAGUUAACACAGGUCCAAAGGGUGUCAUAAAUGAUUGGCGAAGAUUCAAACAACUGGAGACGGAGCAGCGAGAGGAGCAGUGUAGAGAGAUGGAACGACUUAUAAAAACGUUAUCCAUGACCUGCAGAUCUCACUUGGAUGAAGAGGAGGAUAAACAGAAGCAGAAAGAACUUCAGGAAAAAAUCAGUGGAAAGAUUACUUUACAAGAAUAUAACAUGAUUCAUGAUGGCGAAGAUGAUGAAGAGUUUUUACAGCAAUACAGGAAGCAGCGAAUGGAGGAGAUGAGGCAGCAGCUGCAUAGUGGGGAGCAGUUUAAGCAGGUUUUUGAGAUCAUCAGUGGGGAAGGGUUUUUGGACACAGUUGAUAAAGAACACAAGAACACAUUGAUCAUGAUCCACAUCUAUGAAGAUGACAUCCCUGGCGCUGAAUCUGUGAAUGGCUGCAUGAUCUGUCUUGCUGCUGAGUACCCAACAGUCAAAUUUUGUCGAGUUAAGAGUUCCCUGAUUGGUGCCAGCACUCGCUUUACUAAUAACGCUCUACCUGCUUUGCUCAUCUACAAGGGAGGAGAGUUAAUUGGCAACUUUGUCCGAAUCACCGACCAGCUUGGAGAAGAUUUUUUUGCCGUGGACCUGGAGGCUUUUUUACAGGAGUGUGGUCUGCUCCCAGAGAAGGAUCUGCUGAUGAUGACUUCCAUAUGUAACCCAUCUGCAUGUUAUAGUGAAGACAGUGAUUUGGAGAUAGACUGAAAAAGUGAACAAAGGGUUCAGUAAGAUGGGGUUGCCCUGUGGGGUCCUUUGUUGCUGUAGAUUGUUCAUUUGUUCUUUUCUGUAUUUUUUGUAUAUUUUUCCCCUCCCUCCCAUGCACUUUGGCUUUUAGCCCAUUAGUACUUUAAGAGUCUUUAUUCUACGUAAUGUAAAGAAUUCUUAACAUUUUGUUAAAUUACUUCAAUAAAAUGUAAACUAAAAACUGU
This is a messenger RNA of Mauremys mutica (yellowpond turtle), 1319 nucleotides long. It is a transcript of the gene PDCL, whose product is annotated as phosducin like. Bases 136 to 1095 code for a protein of 319 amino acids. NCBI's taxonomy places the organism in Eukaryota, Metazoa, Chordata, Testudines, Geoemydidae. The record is from RefSeq and is a predicted model, not a curated record. The transcript is spliced from 5 exons. Gene Ontology annotation, biological process: regulation of G protein-coupled receptor signaling pathway.